Messenger RNA from Dendroctonus ponderosae (mountain pine beetle), 1759 nucleotides. It is a transcript of the gene Rab3, whose product is annotated as ras-related protein Rab-3. Gene Ontology annotation, biological process: regulation of exocytosis; protein localization to plasma membrane; protein secretion. The coding region runs from base 109 to 867 and encodes 252 amino acids. Gene Ontology annotation, cellular component: endosome; plasma membrane; synaptic vesicle. The transcript has 6 exons. The record is from RefSeq and is a predicted model, not a curated record. Gene Ontology annotation, molecular function: GTPase activity; GTP binding. NCBI's taxonomy places the organism in Eukaryota, Metazoa, Arthropoda, Insecta, Coleoptera, Curculionidae.
AUUACCAUUCGAAUGGAGGCAUUUGCUGCUUUAAACCUACUGACGUUCCGUUAUCGGUCGUUAAUGUAGUUCGAGUUCCAUAUUGAUCGUUUGUGUUGCGAAGCGAUCAUGCCAAAAUCCGGUGAUGAACCGUUUGAGUUAAGGAAGCAACGCUCUCGCUUCCUUUCCUGGGUGGAGAUUCCAUUGGGAUAUUUUACUGAACACUCUAUGGCCGGAGCUGAUCCAAAAUGGCAAAAAGAUGCGGCCGACCAAAACUUCGACUACAUGUUCAAAUUGCUGAUUAUCGGCAACAGUUCUGUAGGAAAAACGUCGUUUCUGUUCCGUUAUGCGGACGACAGUUUCACGUCGGCUUUUGUCAGCACUGUGGGCAUCGACUUUAAAGUGAAAACCGUCUUUCGGCACGACAAAAGAGUCAAAUUGCAAAUAUGGGACACAGCCGGACAAGAACGGUACAGGACAAUAACUACAGCGUACUACCGAGGAGCGAUGGGCUUUAUCCUCAUGUACGAUAUAACAAACGAAGAAUCAUUUAACAGCGUACAAGACUGGGUGACCCAAAUUAAAACGUAUUCAUGGGACAAUGCGCAGGUGAUUUUGGUGGGAAACAAGUGCGACAUGGAGGACGACCGAGUGAUCAGCUUUGAAAGAGGCAAGCAAUUGGCCGAACAGCUUGGAGUGGAGUUUUUUGAGACUAGCGCGAAAGAGAACAUCAAUGUGAAGGCCGUUUUCGAGCGCCUGGUAGACAUCAUUUGCGACAAGAUGUCCGAUAGUCUGGACACCGACCCCACUCUAAUGUCCGGGUCUGGUAAGGGACAGCGACUGACUGACGCUCCUCAGGGCCCUCAAACCGGCAACUGCAACUGUUAAUACUGUUUUUUUGGAGUGUUGGAGUUUAGUGUUCUGCCGAGCGAUUGCUGAACACUGCGAGCGUGUACAACUAGAAUUGGGGGAAAGAGUAAAACCAGUUUUCUUUUCAGCUUUAGUGCAGUUUUAGCAAUACUGUUGUUGGAUCAUUUGACCAAAACACCCAGUUCAAUUCUGACCUAUUGAGACUGACUCUAAGGCUCUUUGAUCGUUAACGAUUAUCCAACGAAACCAGUUUGAUCCCAAAAAGGUUUUUUCCCAGUUUGGACAUGCACGCAUUUAUUUGUUACCCAUAGGAGUUCAAUAAAGUGACUAACUAUAACAGAAAUCGCGUCAAUAUUAAUUAAUGUACUUUCCUACCUAAUAGCCUGUACAUUUCGUAACACAAGCCAGAAAAGACGCCGUUUGAGAACUAGAAUUUGUAACCGCAACCUCUAAACUAACAAAAGUAGCCCGUAGUGCGUUAGUCUAAUUUUUGUAUGCUUCAGCAGCUUUUUUCAUGAACUGUUUAGCAGUUUAUGAAAAAUCGAAAGACCGACGUAGAUCAAUCAUUGUUAAACUGUUUCUUGUUGGCUCACUUUGAUUGAUUCAGUUCGACAUGUAAAAUCAAUUUUUCAAUCUGUGUUAUAACAUAUCUCUAGGCCUAGCCGGCAACCAUGCAUUGUUUGAAAACUAUUGGAUAUCUAUAUAAGCUUAGUGUAUCUAUAUGUAAAUGUUUGUUUAGGGUUUGUUUAGGGCAAAGUGCGGGCAGUGCAAAUGUUCGCACUUUGCGCUCCGCUCUGCAAGUUAUGUGCAUUUUGUGUAAUUAUUUAGACGAGUCAAAUAAAUGUGAAAUGUAAAUAGGAUUUAUAGAUAGGAAUGUUAAAUAGUAUUAGGGAUAAACCUGAUUCAAUAA